Messenger RNA from Tribolium madens (black flour beetle), 583 nucleotides. Its product is annotated as protein BUD31 homolog. The record is from RefSeq and is a predicted model, not a curated record. Bases 81 to 515 code for a protein of 144 amino acids. The transcript has 3 exons. Gene Ontology annotation, cellular component: spliceosomal complex; nucleus. NCBI's taxonomy places the organism in Eukaryota, Metazoa, Arthropoda, Insecta, Coleoptera, Tenebrionidae. Gene Ontology annotation, biological process: mRNA splicing, via spliceosome.
UCCCACACCAGUUCUAGAGCAUUCUAACCUCAUUGUCUCUAAGCAGUGCAAAUUCUCCGAUUUUUGUGAAAGUUUCAAAUAUGCCCAAGGUGCGACGUAGCAAAAAACCGCCCCCAGAGGGUUGGGAAUUGAUCGAGCCAACUCUUGAUGAGUUGGAGCAGAAAAUGAGAGAAGCCGAGACUGAAUCACACGAAGGCAAACGAAAAAACGAAUCUUUAUGGCCCAUAUUUAAGAUCCACCAUCAGAAAUCACGAUACAUUUAUGACCUAUUUUACCGAAGAAAGGCAAUAAGCAGAGAGUUGUAUGACUACUGUCUUGUGGAAAAUAUCGCCGAUAAGAAUCUGAUAGCCAAAUGGAAAAAGCAAGGUUAUGAAAAUUUGUGUUGCUUGAGAUGCAUACAGGCAAGAGACACGAAUUUCGGGACAAAUUGUAUUUGUAGGGUGCCAAAAGGGAAGCUUGAAGAGGGCCGUAUCGUUGAAUGCGUUCAUUGCGGAUGUCGAGGAUGCUCGGGAUGAAGAAAAUCACAUUUAUUUUACUAUUUUUAAAUUAUUACAUGUCUAGUUUAAUAAAAAUUAUAAAAUGA